Molecule: messenger RNA, 1436 nt
Organism: Eutrema salsugineum
Lineage: Eukaryota; Viridiplantae; Streptophyta; Magnoliopsida; Brassicales; Brassicaceae
Product: protein EXORDIUM-like 5
Exons: 1
Coding region: 76-1140 (354 amino acids)
Source: RefSeq, a predicted model, not a curated record
UCUCCCAAAACCCACAAAAUACUUUCCCCUUUAUAUCUUCGUCUUCACCACUCUCUCUCUUCCUCUUCACUCGCAAUGUCGUCGCCGGCGAUUAACCUUCUCUUCACUCUCUCCUUUCUCUGCUUCCACAUCUCUUCUUCUCACCAAAGCAAACCCACCGUUCACUCCUUAAAUGUCGCCGCCGCGGCGGAGAUUGAGCUCGUGAACCCUAAACUUCCGCCGAGAACUCCUCUCUCCCUCACAUCGUCGAAGAAAUUCGAAGGAUCUUCCGAUCUGAUUCACCUCCGGUACCAUAUGGGUCCAGUACUCUCUUCUUCCCCGAUUAACAUCUACGUAAUCUGGUACGGACGGUGGACUCGUCCCCACAAAUCCCUAAUCAGAGAUUUCCUAAAUUCAAUCUCCGACGCAAAAGCCCCUUCUCCCUCCGUCGCCGACUGGUGGCGCACCGCCACGCUUUACACUGACCAAACCGGAGCCAACGUCUCUCGAUCGGUACUCAUCGCCGGAGAAUACUCCGACGCCAAAUACUCCCACGGCCAACAUCUCACGCGCCUCUCAAUCCAAGACGUAAUCGCCACCGCCGCGAGAUCCGCUUCCUUCCCGGUGGACCACAAGAACGGGAUGUACCUCGUGCUGACGUCACACGACGUCACGAUGCAGGACUUUUGCCGCGCCGUCUGCGGUUUCCACUACUUCACGUUCCCGUCGAUGGUCGGUUACACGAUGCCGUACGCUUGGGUUGGUCAAUCGGGGAAACAGUGCCCGGAGGUUUGUGCUUAUCCGUUUGCUUUGCCGGGGUAUAUGGGUCACGGUGGUCCCGGUGAGCUCCGGCCGCCGAACGGAGAAACGGGAGUGGAUGGGAUGGUGAGUGUGAUUGGGCAUGAGCUUGCGGAGGUUGUUUCGAAUCCGUUGAUUAACGCUUGGUACGCCGGAGAAGAUCCGACGGCGCCGACGGAGAUCGGGGAUUUGUGUGAAGGGUUGUACGGAACCGGCGGAGGAGGAGGGUAUAUUGGUCAAGUGAUGCAGGAUAGAGAAGGGAAGACGUUUAAUAUGAAUGGUAAAGGAGGGAGGAAGUUUUUGGUUCAGUGGAUUUGGAAUCCUAAUUUGAAAGCUUGCUCUGGUCCUAACUCUGUGGAUUAGACGACGGAGGAGGAAGAAGAAGAAGAUGAGGCUUGUGUUGAUUGAUGAUGGUGAUUAACACUAAUCACCUUGAUUAUGAUGGAAUAACACCUUUGAUUAGAGUUAGCUUAUUAGGUUAGUAGUGUAACACUUCUCUUGAUUUUCGUUUUCAUAAUUAUUUCUUUUUUAUAUAUAUAGCUUAUACUGCUUUUGUGUUAUUUGAAUGAAUCUUGAUUUCAAAUGCUUUUUAUUAGUGGUACAUGUUCAGAUCUUUGGGAAAGCGAAAAGUUUGUUUGAAUUCAAAAUGUUUUUUGAUA